AUGUUCUCACUUUCCUCACUUCAAUCGCAACCUGAAAAGCUAAGAAAUGUCUUCUAUGCACUCAUCACUAAUACUUCUUCUAAUGGUUGGAGUGGUGGCUCUAACCACCACCACUCCAACACUUGUGUUGGGUAAUUACUACGAGCCACCACCAAUUGAGAACCCACCCACCUAUGAACCACCACCAAUCUAUAAGCCUCCAAUCUGGCCUCCACCGUUCCACAAUAAGCCUCCCUUUUAUCCACCUCCUCAUCAUGAGAAGCCACCACCAGAACACGAGCCACCUCCUUAUGAGAAACCACCACCAGAACACGAGCCACCACCUUAUGAGGAACCACCUCACGAGAAGCCACCACCGGAACACGAGCCACCUUAUGAGAAGCCACCACCGGAACACAAGCCACCUUAUGAGAAGCCACCACCGGAACACGAGCCACCUUAUGAGAAGCCACCACCAGAACACGAGCCGCCUUAUGAGAAGCCACCACCAGAACACGAGCCACCUUAUUAUGAGCCACCUUAUGAAAAACCACCGCAUGAGAAGCCACCACAUCAUGAGAAGCCACCACAUCAUGAAAAACCACCUCACCAUGAGAAGCCACCCCACCAUGAGAAACCACCAUACGAGAAGCCACCCCACGAAAAGCCUCCACCGGAAUACCAGCCAUCACCACCUUAUGUGAAACCACCACCAGCACCGCCGGUGUAUGAACCACCCUACGUGAAGCCACCACCAUGGUACAAACCUCCGUUUGAGAAGCCACCGCCAUUAUACAAACCUCCGUUUGAGAAGCCUCCACCAUUGUACAAACCCCCGUUUGAGAAGCCACCAUCAUGGGAGAAGCCACCCAGCUACAACAGUCCCCCAUCUCCACCACCUUAUGGCCACUAUCCAACAUCCAAAAAUUGAUGGCUUAGCCUAUCAUUUUUGGUCCAGUGAAUGUAUGGGAGCAAUCCUUUCUUCGAGUUUCGUGAUUACCAAGCUGCUCCUUUUGAAUGAAGAUCGAUGUGAAGUACAAAGUGGAAUGUUAGUUGUUGUUGACAAAUAAAGAAAUAAUCUAUCUUGUAUGCCAUCUUUGUAUUGAUUACAUUACGUACUUAGCUUGCUUUAAUUUCAUGCAUUUUCCACUUCAGCAAAUGUUGUAACUUGUAAACUUGUCCGCUUCCAAUAAACAUGUCUUAGUGCUUAUUAUAUUA
Messenger RNA from Arachis ipaensis, 1197 nucleotides. RefSeq lists its product as uncharacterized. Lineage: Eukaryota; Viridiplantae; Streptophyta; Magnoliopsida; Fabales; Fabaceae. The record is from RefSeq and is a predicted model, not a curated record.